UAUUUCGUAGCCUGCAUCCUGGAACUUUGAAUUUGCCUAUGUAGUUUCCAUAGAUCAAAAUGGAAUACAGUUCGCGGGAAAAAUAUUUAAUUGCCAACACCCUCAAUUGCUGGCCAGUGAUGCUUCAAGGACACCCGGUUCUCAUGGAUCUGUACAAUGAGACAUCUGUGGCCGGCAUAGUGGACAUUGCCGAUGGCCACAUGAACUGCGAACUUAUCCAUGUAGUUUUCAUUGAUCGAAACGGAGGACAGCAUCUGUUUGAUAAUUUUAUGGUACGAAAUCGUAUGAUUCGGCAAAUACAUAUACCUGAUCACAUAGAUGCGGAGCAGGAACUACGGCAGGCCAUGGAGCGUGGCGUGUUACGACGAAAUCGCGGAGGUGACAAACCGAAGAACACGAAGCGCACUUACAAGCAAAAGAGGGCCGAGGUGCGACACAAAGAGACAUUGCAGAUGAUAUCCCAACAACAUAAGAGUCAUUCCACGAAUACAUAGCACUAGAGAUAAAUCAUUUUCCUCCUCCAUUUGAAUAUUUAUUAAAUCAAAUUUAUACUUUUUAUAAAGAGAUAGAAAAUUA
Messenger RNA from Drosophila willistoni, 576 nucleotides. RefSeq names its product U7 snRNA-associated Sm-like protein LSm10 (gene Lsm10). Gene Ontology annotation, molecular function: U7 snRNA binding; histone pre-mRNA DCP binding. The record is from RefSeq and is a predicted model, not a curated record. The transcript has a single exon. Gene Ontology annotation, biological process: mRNA 3'-end processing by stem-loop binding and cleavage. Bases 60 to 494 code for a protein of 144 amino acids. Gene Ontology annotation, cellular component: nuclear body; cytoplasmic U snRNP body. Lineage: Eukaryota; Metazoa; Arthropoda; Insecta; Diptera; Drosophilidae.